AAGCCCAGCUGGCCGAAUACGACAUUGGCGAAAUGUACGUGGAGCGGCUGAUGAGCGAGGAACCGUAUAGCGGACUCGUUAUCGUGAUUAUGAUGCAACACCUGUACGCCACGCAGCUGGUCACGAUCUUCGUCCCGACGACGCUGAUCAACCUGAUUUCCUUCGCCACAUUCUGCUUCAAGUGGUUCGACUUCCAGAACCGCAUCAUGGUCUCUCUAACGGCUCUGCUCGUCCUCAGUACCCUCUUCGCCCAGAUCUCGGACAACCUCCCGAAGACCUCGUACUUCAAACUGAUCGACAUCUGGUUCUUCGGUUCCAUCCUCUUCUCCUUCGUGAUCAUCAUUAUCCACACGCUAGUGGAGUUCCACCAUCACUAUUCCUCUCCGAAUCACACAUCCGGAUCUCCCCCUAUCUCGUCAAAUACAUUCCGCAAACCGAUUUCAGUGCAGGAUCUCUCUAAGCCACCUAAGGCUCCUCCUCAUCCUUACAAGCGAGCGAUGCUGAUCAACCGGUGUGGAUGCAUCCUUGCGACCUGCUUCUAUGCAAUCUUCUUCCUCACUUUUUGGGGCAUAGCUUUCUCGCAGAAGAUAUCAGAGAUUGCAAAGCAUGUGGAGGGAAAUAUGACGGGGUAUCCAGAAUAGGAUGGAAAUGGGACCAAACAAUAGAGUUCGAGAAAUGGUAUAGUAGCACAUGGGAAAGUUUCGAUCGUGUGGAAUAAUGGUUUUCCAGUCAUGUA
Molecule: messenger RNA, 736 nt
Organism: Penaeus chinensis
Lineage: Eukaryota; Metazoa; Arthropoda; Malacostraca; Decapoda; Penaeidae
Product: acetylcholine-gated chloride channel subunit acc-1-like
Exons: 2
Coding region: 33-641 (202 amino acids)
Biological process (GO): monoatomic ion transmembrane transport
Cellular component (GO): membrane
Molecular function (GO): transmembrane signaling receptor activity; monoatomic ion channel activity
Source: RefSeq, a predicted model, not a curated record